Messenger RNA from Patiria miniata (bat star), 1049 nucleotides. RefSeq lists its product as uncharacterized. The record is from RefSeq and is a predicted model, not a curated record. Bases 155 to 538 code for a protein of 127 amino acids. The transcript has 4 exons. NCBI's taxonomy places the organism in Eukaryota, Metazoa, Echinodermata, Asteroidea, Valvatida, Asterinidae.
GCACCCAAGUAUAAUUUAUAAAAACACUUGUACCAUAGAACUAGGACCCAUGCUUGUACACAUACACGUCACAGUACUGUUCACUUCCAGUUUGCAAGAGGCUUCAUAUAUAGGUCUUCAGUAUUUGUGACUAGUGUUUCCCAGCUUGUGCAAAAUGUCAGAGCUACGUCAGGCGAUCGACAAACAGAAUGCUGAAUUUGAGAAACACUUUGCAGCCAACGACAUGGAGGCUUUGAAGAAACUGUACACGGAUGACUGCCGUCUCAUGCCACAUGGCAAGGACACCCAGAUUGGGAGCCAGUCCAUUCCCGAGAUAUUUGGCGAAGUCAUUAAGGCCGGAGGCACGUCCCUGAGUCUGGUAGCCGACGAAGUCGGGCCGCUCGGACCGGUAGGAACUGGUGACAUGGUCUUCGAGAGAGGUCAUUACAAGUUCAGCAAGCCUGAUGGUUCGGCUUUUGCAGUGGGAAAGCACGUGGUCAUCUGGAAAAAGACCAGCGAGGGAUACAAGUUGUACAUUGACAUCUUCAACGACAACUAAGACUCUUGUAUUCGUGAUUGAUAAGUUCUAGACUAAUGAAGUAAAAUUUCAAUCCGGCUAAUCAGAAGUCUAUACAGGUAACUGGGUAGGAUUUGUUUAAGUCCUUUACAGUGUUGCCUUGUAAGCAAACAACAGAUCCCGAAACUUUGGUGAAUGAUUAAAACCUUCCAAGCACUUCGCUUGAUUUGAGCGGUGGAACACUUCAAAAAUAAGCGUGCAAAAAUGGCCACACUUAUAAAAACUAGCAGAGGUUUUAAAAAUUGGUAAAUAAUUGACUAUACGUUUUCGAAGUGGUUAAUUACAUCAACACUAUGUCGAAAUGAAUGAGAGUCAUUUUGUUUGUUGCCACACAUUGAUUGGUAUGCAUUGCACAUUAUUAUAAUAUUUUCGACCUAAGAGGCUAAAUGCGAUUUUGCAGUCCUAAGUAUUGAUUUGAAAUAUAGUAGCCACUUUUGUCUUCGUUAAUAAAUAACGAAUUAAAAAGAACGGUUGAAAUGUAAGUUUAAGCAAU